ACUGACUUGUGUGUUUGCUUUAUAUCAGCAUCAUCUAACCAUCUCUCUGGUCAUGGUUGGCCGCCCUUUGAUGACGGUUUUGGGAGACGUCGACGACCUCGACAGAGACCAUCAAAGCCUGCGUUCAAAGAUGACUUCUUCAAAAUCAAACUGCCUAAUAUCGCCGAGAGACCUGAAUGGUGGUGGAGGACACUAGCUUGUAUCCCUUAUCUGAUAUCCCUCCAAGUAUCUGACGUCGGAAUCUACGUCCGACCUUUUCUAGAAAAGUACGACGCCACUGGAAACAUUAUUAAAUUCAUCCCCGGAGCGAUAACCAGAUGGCCGAGGUGGUUCUUCAUGCAGUACUGUUACUUGGGUUGCACGUUCUUGGUGAAGAACAAAGAACUGCCUCAUUUUUUUAGGUUUCACGUGAUUAUGGGUAUACUUCUCGAAACAGCUCUUCAGAUCAUAUGGUGCACCAGCGAUUUCUUCCCGUUGAUUCAUUCCAGAGGAAGGCUUGCGAUGUAUUACGAGACGGCGAUGGGAUUCGCAUACAUCUGUCUGCUUCUUGAAUGCAUACGGUGCGCUCUCGCUGGAGUUUAUCCUCAGAUUCCUUUCGUGGCCGAUGCUGCUUCCAUUCACACUCGAGACACCACUAAGGUGAAAAGAUGAUACUCAUGGUGUUGCAUACUUGAUAUAGGAUUUAUUUGUUUUCAUUUUGUUCGCUUGGAUGAUGAUGGUACUUAGUAAAUAAGUUUGAAGAUAUCAGUUUGUAAUCGACCACGAUGGUGUGUGUGUGUGAGAGGGAGAGACUUGUUAACAAAACCUUGAUGUGAAUUAAAAUUCUUGUUCUGGAAUAUAAGCACAUUCUGACGAUCUUCUAAAUUUUUCCAGAGUCCUUAAUGGCCAUUGCGCUGAAAUGUUAUUUGUUUCGUAUCAGAAUGGCCUUUUCUUCACUCCACCCACCUUAUCCAUACAGCCUCCCAAGUCAAUAAUACUCUAUUCCCUGAACCAAACAACUGCUUUUAAAGUUUUUCUAUAUAAAUAUGUUAGUUCAGUU
Molecule: messenger RNA, 1039 nt
Organism: Brassica rapa (field mustard)
Lineage: Eukaryota; Viridiplantae; Streptophyta; Magnoliopsida; Brassicales; Brassicaceae
Product: protein TIC 20-IV, chloroplastic-like
Source: RefSeq, a predicted model, not a curated record